This is a messenger RNA of Caenorhabditis briggsae, 843 nucleotides long. Bases 1 to 843 code for a protein of 280 amino acids. The record is from RefSeq and is a predicted model, not a curated record. The transcript is spliced from 3 exons. NCBI's taxonomy places the organism in Eukaryota, Metazoa, Nematoda, Chromadorea, Rhabditida, Rhabditidae.
AUGCGACACAAUGACUUGAAAACGACCCUGAAAACGACCCCAAUACAACCUUUUCAGAAGAAACAUUCCCAGAAGAAUGGUGACGUGGCAGAUGACCUAUUUUUCCGUUUUAUAAUNGACGCAAAAAGAUACCCGAACCGGAAGUACUCUAAAAGGUCACAUAAUAACGGCGGGAGAACUGUAUCCGAAUUCAAGAAGGUCAAUAGAAAUGUCUCUGGCGAGUCUGAAAGCGGUGAUGAUGAAAGGAAAGCAGAUGGGAAUAUUUCUAGUGAUGAGGAAAAUGACAGUGAUUGUGAUGUGAAUAGCUUGAAUUCUAAACCCAAUGUCUUCGAUGAGUCGGGAGAUAUCGUCGAGGAUGAAAUUAAUUGUAAUUCCAAUGAUGAACAUGUCAAUCUAGUCCUUGACCCUUCUGUGGAUCACUUGAACUCUCAUGAUUCUUGCAUGGAUCUUUCUGAUGAUCCAAGAAAGUAUGACAGCGAUUCUGAUGAGGAGAAUGAUAUUUUCGGAUAUCAGAAUGUCAAUCCAGUGCCGAAGCCAUCAAAUCGUGUCUCGAAUGAUCAUAGUUCACAGAUCGAUCUUCGUGAUGUUCUUGGAGAAAAGGGCUCGAGAAAGCCUGAAAGCGAUUCUGAAGAAGUGUCCGAUGUUUCCACAGGACAACAUGUGAAACCAAUGUCUCUCAAAGAAAAGUUUCCGAUUGGAUACAUGCAUCGACUUUCGGAUGAUUCAGACGACAGUGAGACAAAAGACACCGAAACAACACCCGAAGACUGUCCAUCACCGCCUAGAAAGAAGUCAAAGAGAAAUUCAGGUCCUCCUUCCCGCUACCAAGCUUCCUUCAAAUAA